Messenger RNA from Glossina fuscipes, 1466 nucleotides. RefSeq names its product probable galactose-1-phosphate uridylyltransferase (gene Galt). Lineage: Eukaryota; Metazoa; Arthropoda; Insecta; Diptera; Glossinidae. The transcript has 4 exons. Gene Ontology annotation, biological process: beta-D-galactose catabolic process via UDP-galactose, Leloir pathway. Bases 386 to 1444 code for a protein of 352 amino acids. The record is from RefSeq and is a predicted model, not a curated record. Gene Ontology annotation, cellular component: cytoplasm. Gene Ontology annotation, molecular function: UDP-glucose:hexose-1-phosphate uridylyltransferase activity; zinc ion binding.
UUCUCUACGCGCAUAUGGUUAUCUCUAUAGUUCGCGUGGAAUAGUAAUUAAAAUUUAACGGCAAGUGUGUUUGCUUUUGUUUAUUUUGGUUAUUUAUCUGGCUGAGGUGUCUUAGGGGUCGCCACAUUUACCAUCUAAAAUGCUUCGAUUAAAUUGGGUAGUUGCAUAGAAGAGUUAUUAACAAUAAGAUAUGGCAUAUGGGUGCGACGUAGUUCUGGUUCAUUCUUACUUAUGGAAAACGAAGAGAUACAAUAGUUUGUGUUCGAUGUAUUGAUAAACUUUUUUUAUAAGUUUGCGCGUUAAUCUCUCUGUUAUCGAAGAUUAUUAUGAAAAUUGCAAUUAUUCCUCACGAUAACGAACUGUACAAAUAAUUUAUAGAGGGAUAAUGGAAUUUAUACCAGCUGAACAUCAACACAGAAGAUUAAAUCCUUUGAACGGUAAAUGGAUUUUAGUCAGCCCACAUCGCAUGCUAAGGCCUUGGUCGGGCCAACAAGAGUUGCCACAAUCUCUAGAUAAUAUACCUGAAUUUGAUGCUAAUAAUCCAUUGUGCCCAGGAGUUAUUAGACCGAAUGGUGCUAAAAAUCCUGAUUAUAAAAAUACUUUUGUGUUUACAAAUGAUUUUCCGGCUCUUUUAGACAACGUUCCAGAACCACCCACGAGUGAUGAUCCCCUAUUUCAGACUUCUUCUGCCACAGGCAUUUGCCGUGUUAUGUGCUUUCAUGGCAAAUCAAAUUUAACAUUGCCCCUGAUAUCCAUAGAAGAAAUCGAGUUGAUAGUAGACGAAUGGAUAAAUCAAUUUAAUGAUUUAAGUCGUAAAUAUUCUUGGGUACAGAUAUUUGAAAAUAAAGGAUCAGCCAUGGGUUGUUCGAAUUCUCACCCUCAUUGCCAGAUUUGGGCAUGUUCGUUUUUGCCAACAGAACCUUUUAUUAAAGAUGCAUUCCUUAAGAAAUACUUUGAAAAAUAUCAAAGACCUCUAUUAAACGACUACAUAAAUAAGGAACUGGAGAGAAAAGAGCGAAUUGUUAUAGAAAAUGCAGAUUGGUUAGUAGUUGUCCCCUAUUGGGCUGCUUGGCCAUUUGAAACGAUGCUCUUAUCGCGCAAUAACAAUAAACGAUUAAAUGAUCUAACUGAGAGACAAAAAAAGAGUUUAGCUCAUACAAUUAAACAACUGACCACUAAGUAUGACAAUUUAUUUGAAUGCAGUUUUCCAUACUCUAUGGGUUUCCACGGCGCCCCCACCGGUGAAAUGGACAAACUUGAUAACAGGCAUUGGACUUUGCAUGCCAUUUACUAUCCUCCUUUACUCAGAUCAGCAACCGUGCGUAAAUUUAUGGUGGGCUUUGAAUUAUUCGGCGAAAUACAACGGGAUCUAACUGCCGAACAAGCAGCUAAACGACUUAAAGAAGUCAGUGGCGAAGUACAUUAUUCAAAAAAUAUUAAAUGAUUUUAGAUAUUUUAUUCAGCCC